Molecule: messenger RNA, 2295 nt
Organism: Malurus melanocephalus (red-backed fairy wren)
Lineage: Eukaryota; Metazoa; Chordata; Aves; Passeriformes; Maluridae
Product: stAR-related lipid transfer protein 13-like
Exons: 6
Biological process (GO): regulation of Rho protein signal transduction; actin cytoskeleton organization
Molecular function (GO): GTPase activator activity; protein binding
Source: RefSeq, a predicted model, not a curated record
GCGACAGGCUGUGCGGAGCUGGGGUACGAGGUGUUUGCGGGGCUGGAGCAGGCUGUGUGUGCGAGGCUGGGACAGGCUGCGUGUGCCGGACCGGGACAGGCUCUGCGGCUGGGGCAGGCUGGCUGACCCGCUCCGCAGGCUGACUUCCACAGGCUGCCCUGGGAGCGAUUGGUCCGUGCGGAUCAUGUGGGAGAUGCCGGAAUCCCGAGUUGUAGUAGCUCUUGGCACUCCUUUUUCGUUGCAAGCGCUCGCUCCGUGCAGCUCCYUGGGGCUCAGAGCCUCCCGGCUUCCCUUGCUCCGAUCGCGAUCUGAGCAGCGCCGCGGGACGGCCGGGGCGAGCCGAGGGCAGCGAUGUUGAAGCCGGUGCCCCGGGCGGCGGGCACCGCCUGUUUCUACCUGAACGCCGUGUCUCCCGAGGGCCAGGAGCUCUUCUGGCGCUGCGAUCCGCCCGCCCGGCGCCCUCCCUACAGGACCAGCAGGAUUCUCGCCCGUCACCAGCUGGUGACGAAAAUUCAGCAAGAAAUCGAAGCAAAGGAAGCGUGUGACUGGUUACGUGCAGCUGGAUUUCCCCAAUAUGCUCAGUUCUAUGAGGACUCCCAGUUUCCCAUUGACAUUGCUGCAGUAAAGAAAGAUCAUGAUUUUCUUGACAAGGACCUUGUAGAACCUCUUUGCAGACGACUGAACACACUGAACAAGUGCGCCUCAAUGAAACUUGAUGUGAACUUCCAAAGAAAAAAGAGUGAAGAUUCAGAUGAAGAAGAACUCUGUGCUAUCAGUAAUAAAUGGACUUUCCAAAGAACCAGUAGACGAUGGUCUCGGGUGGACGACAUUGAUGCUUUGCUUCACCGAUCAGACAGACAUGGCUCUUCUGGGGACAUUAAAAUGAAGAAUACAACAAGCCGUGAGAGCAUCCUUACAGAUCUGAGCGAACCUGAGGUCUCAUCAAUUCACAGUGAGAGCAGCGGGGGCAGUGACAGCAGGAGUCAGUCCGGCACCACCAGCGCUGCCAGGGACGCCUGCGACUGCUCUGGCCACCACGAUGUGGAAAGCACCCUGCUGCAGGACUUGGCUGCAACAAACACUGCCCUGCCCCCCAAGAAUGGCCUGAAGAGUGAAAAUCCACCACGAGCCAGAGCAAAAACCUUUCUGAAAUGCAUGGAGACACUAAAAGCAAAAGCUGUGCAUGGAAAAGUAAARGGCUUGGGAAGAGCAGGUCCUUUAGAGAUCAGUGGGCCGGUUCUCCAGUUUGAGCCGAAAUCCUUGAAAGACAUGCACUGUGUACAGAUAGUCAAUGGCGAUCUCCAAAAUCUGGGACAAGAUUCAGUGAAAAGAGGACUUCCCUUUUCUGCCAAAUCCAGCAGUGAGAGCAGUCAAUCAGGAAACAGCAUCAGUGGGGUGAGCACGCCGUGUUUGAAGGAACGCAAAUGCCAUGAAGCAAACAAGAGAGGUGGGAUGUACCUAGAGGACCUGGACGUUCUGGCAGGAACRGCCUUAUGGCAAGUGGUGGACCAAGACAGCAAAAAUGAAUUUCAUUCCCAAGAGAACUUGGUUGUGCACAUUCCUAAAGAUCACAAACCAGGGACCUUCCCAAAGGCACUUUCUAUCGAAAGCCUCUCACCUACAGACAAUAGUAACAAUGUAAACUGGAGGACAGGCAGCAUCUCUUUGGGAAAGCAGAACUGCUCUACUCCAAAGGAAUCUGGACUGAUGGCUUGCUGCCCUAAAGAGAGCAGAAUUAGUAUUUAUGACAACGUCCCAGGUUCCCACUUGUAUGCUAGUACUGGGGACCUCCUGGACAUAGAGAAAGAUGUCCUUUUCCCUCAGUUAGACGACAUUUUGCAGCACGUCAAUGGACUUCAGGAGGUGGUGGAUGGCUGGUCAAAGAAGGUGUUGCCAGGUCUGCCGGUCAAUGAUGUGUCAGUAAGGGAAUCACAAUCAUUGCCUUUCCCGUCACCUACACAGAUCACUCUGGAUGUUGAAGGAAACUCCAUGUCUGAUGGCCAGACCACCCCGAGCGACAUGGACAGAGAUGGAACAUCCCUCAAUGAAUCUGAAGCCACUGGUGUUAGGGACAGGAGAGACUCUGGGGUGGGAGCAUCGCUCACGAGGCCAAGCAGGCAAUUACGAUGGCAUAGUUUCCAAAUCUCUCAUUGCCUGAGCCGCUCCAUUGCAUCACUUCACAUCAGCAACCAGUCAGCAGCACAGCUGAAUCUACUGCAAAAAUUCUCUCUGCUUCGUCUCACUGCUAUAAUGGAAAAGUACUCCAUGUCAAAUAAGCAUGGCUGGACCUGGUGA